AUGACGCUUGAACCAGGUCGCCGCCCAGUCUCCCCAGUAAGCUCUGGGAGAUCAUCACCAGUACCACGGGUACUGCGCAGAGAAGCGGAAGAGGGAUUGUACAAGAAAGAUAAGAACCUGCGUCGAUAUGCGCAAGGUAUCGAACGUGCACUGUCCUUCUUCGAGACGCCUCAGCAAGAGUGGGCCGACUACAUCUCAUUUCUCGCACGCCUCUUGAAGGCAGUUCAAUCGUAUACUGGUGAAGUCGAUGCCAUUCCGUACAGCCCGACUAUUGCAACGCGUCUCGCACAAUGUAUGAACCCAACGCUGCCAUCUGGUGUGCAUCAGAAAGCACUGGACGUAUACAACCAGAUCUUCGAGAUCUUAGGGAGCAGCCCCAAACUCACAUGUCACCAGAAAGACUCACUAAGUCGAGACCUCAACCUCUAUUUCCCGGGCUUGGCCGCCUUGCCAUCGUUUGCUUCACUCACUGUCAGACCUCUAUUCAUAUCUCUCGUCGAGUCCCAUAUCCUCACUCUGAAUCCCGAGGCUCUUCGACCGGCCCUUAAGUCUAUCAUACUCUGUCUAUUGCCUGGACUGGAAGAAGAGACAAGUGACGAUUUCGAGCGGAUUCUUAAAGUUCUAGACCACCUGGGUUCUGCUGUAAAGUUACAGAAAGAGACAGAUGCGGCUGAAGAGGAGGCCAAGGAUCCUUAUUUCUGGCAAUGUUUUUUCCUUGCCGUGAUCACGAAUCCUCCCCGGAGACAUGGUGCUUUAGCAUAUCUCAACCGAUAUCUACCGAAAUUCGACUUGCCAGGGUCUAAGGGAUCCAAGGUCCCUACUGCAAAUGGUGCGAUCGCCAUGCCACUGGAAGCCCAGGCAGCGGUCACUCCGGAGCCUGGGCUAAUGAUUCGAUGUUUCGCUGCAGGUUUAACAGACGAUCAAAUACUCAUUCAGAGAGGCUUCUUGGAUCUUCUUGUGUCCAAGCUGCCGCUUGAUUCCCCGGUUAUACAAAAAAGUGGAAACAGGACGACCAAAGACCAGACAGAUCUAGAGCUCUUGGUUUCCGCUGCUGUUGGAGUCGUCACACGUCGAGAUAUGAGUCUGAACCGACGGCUAUGGUCAUGGUUCCUGGGGCCAGAACCAACACAGGGAAGUGAGGAAGUCAGUGAGAUUGACGCUAAUCAGGUCUCGUCUCAGACUGCAGUAUACUUCGAAGCGUAUGGGCUUGAGCCACUUACGCAAAGUAUUCUUGCCAUGGUCAAGAAAGAUUCGGCAUUGCCAUCCGUACGCGCGAGACCUUUUCGCAUAUGCUUGUCGCUUAUGGAUCGCUGGGAGGUGGGUGGUCUUGUCGUGCCGAAGAUAUUCAUCCCUGCCUUACAGAGCGUAGAGCGAUAUAGCCAUAUUGCAAGUAAAGACGAUGUCGACGAAGUCAUGCGAAGUGCGAGUUUGUUCUUUGACGGCGUUGAAAGUGGACUCAUUUGGAGUAAAUUUCUUGAGUUACUGGUUCUCACGCUGAGGACCGACUCAUCUGCAGGCGACGAAGCUAGUCAGAAACUCAAACUCGCCCGUUUUAUCCUCAGCCGCUUCAACGUUCGCGAAGAAGAGAUGAUCCUCCAUCACAUGCCUCUCAUCAUAAUUGCUGUGUUGAUAUUGGUCAUCCAAUACAUCGGUCAAGGCAUAGAAAGUCGGUUCUACAAUUCAGAAGUGUCAAUUAAGGUCCUUGAAUUUGCAGAAUGGCUAGUACAGCAUCUGCCAGACAGAGCAUUACGAUCACAUACGCAAGAACGAACGAAGCCUACGUCUGUGCGAACCACGAAAGAUAUCUUUAACGCGAUUAGCAAAUUUUAUUUCGACCCUGAACUACAAGGAAAUUUGGACGUUCAGAAUACCCCUCUUUCUAUCGACGAACUCGCACAUCACUCAACUUCCUUGGCCGGCACAUUGUUCUCCUCUUUUCUAUCAGAUGAUCGCUCUGGAGACAUGCUUGAAACGACGUCGAAAAUUCUCUCUACCCUGCUUCAGAAGUCACAAAAAUUUGAGGGUUUGAACAGUAUGAACUUACUGGCUAAUCUUCAUAAGGCCCUUGAGUCGAUCAACACCUCACCACUCGACUCGAACAUGCCAUAUAAAUCUGUCUUGGCGAUGACCACUGUCCUGAUCCCGCUCCAAUCUGCUAGUCCGACGAAACCAUUCAUUGACGAUGCGCAUUUCCCUGAUUUGCUUCAGCCCAUGGUCAAGCUCCUAUGGCACUAUCUUUCUCCAUGUACACCUAAAUACCACGUCGAGUGUGUGAGAUGUCUUUGGCAACUCCACACCUUAUCAUCCUCGAGUAGAAUAGUUGAAGCGUCUAUUACUGCAUUGAUGGCUCCUGACGUAUCAGGCUCGCCGAAAGAGGGUUCUUCUGAAGCUGGAAGGCGCUUUACCAUCAUCUGGACUCAUUUUAUCAAUGAGCGAAGUCAGAAGCAUGUUGAAAGAGGAAGCCGCCCCGUCUCAAGAUCGAACAGCUCGGUCGGUGUCGAUUGCACGACGCUGAACAGCCUUGGCAUCCAAGCCGUUCUCACAAGACCCUUAUUUCGAAUACUAGAUGCUCUUGACGAAAACGGUUCAGAGCUUCAGCUUUUUGUCAAAAACUGGCUUCAGGAUCUACCAAGCUUGAACAAGGUGUUCGACAUCAUAUGUGCACAUUUGCGUUCCCUCAAUACUCUAAAGAGGAAAAGUACAAAUCUACAGUCAACGCCAGUCUCGCAGGGGUUACAAACCGGAACAGCUGUCGUUACAGACAUAAAGGAAUGCUUGUAUCAGCUGAGGCUGAUUCACGGCAUUCUUGGUCUGUCCUCGAGUAGGAUAUGGAGAACUCUCAAUGACGAGAAAGUUCCACCAUUAGACACUACGCAUGCGAAUGCCGAGGUGGUGACACUGCAAGUCUUCAUUGUUCAAGCCGCCAUGAGAGCUCUUGCCGUCUCCCCGCCACGGAAGGCCGCGGGUGCUGUGUAUCUCACGAGUGAACUCCAUCGCACCUCUAUGGCCGUGCUUCAGCAGGUCCUUAGAGGUCCUUAUGCUGCUCCUUUGAGGGAGUUCGAAUUGGAGAUACCUUUGAUGUCACUCGUGCGGAUAUCCCCACCUGCGCUACAAUCGAUGAUCCUGCACACUAUAGUUUCUGCUUUGAAGCUUCGUAGUUUGAAGCCAGAGUCAGUGACAGAAGACCAAGGAAGAAAAGCAUCGCGAGAUCUCUCCAGUACAUUAAGGCGUCUAUCAGUAUCUCAGGAUCGUAGUGAACCAACUGUGUCAUCGACACCACCGCCUCAGCUCAUUGAGUGUCUGAAAUUGGGAUUCGCGUCGCCUUCGAGUCGUUUGAUACUUGAUGACUGGGUGCGAUUCCUUGCCGAAGUUCUCCCAAUGUUCGAAGACACCAUGUAUCAAAACCUUUUACCGCUGGUAGAGAGCUUCUGUGGUCAGAUCGAGGAAGUCUUCGCCCAGCUGCGGACUACUUAUAAGAAUUCGCAACACACCUCACAGGUAUCACCAGAUACAACAAUCAUAUCUCUCUUAGAUGGGCUCGAGCAAAUUCUCGAGAAGGCCCAUAGCCGACUGACAGACGAGGAGUCUCGCCCCGCCACAGCGAAGAGUCCCGAGAUGCAACAAGGGUUCUUUGGCAGCGUUGCCGGGGUCUUCUCUUCCGACUCUACACCACAAGCUAGAUCAUCUGUUGCGAACAGUCGGCUCACGGUGAUUCUCUGCUUCCAAGACACUGUACGUCUCUGUUUUUCGAUAUGGUCAUGGAACGGGUAUAGCUACGGUGAAGGCAAACCUGAUCCCGGGUCUUAUGCCAGCUUUUUGUACGCCUCACUCAGGCUAAGGAAUCGAGCCAGAAGGAUUCUCGAGCAUCUGUUUGCAGCCGAGGGCUUAGAGUCUCUUGAGACUCUAGCUGUUGUGUGGUGCCAGUCAUCUCGCACAGAAACACGUGCUGAGGCAGUACUUGGUUUGUUGAACGUUCUAAAUGGAGCAAAACCGAAGCACACCAUACCAGCAAUCUUCAAUGCUAUUUACAGCCGGACGAGUCCUGGAGCCCUUGAGUUUUCCAGAACCUCCUCUCUGUCCUCUGAACUCUCCGAUACGGAUCUUGUGGCAUUUCUUGUCGAGUAUACAAGAUCCCUGGAAGAUGAUGCGAUGGACGAAAUCUGGCCAGAUUGUACGACUUUCUUGAAGGAUCUCUUGACAAAUCCUAUGCCUCAUCGACAGAUACUGCCGUUGCUACUCGAAUGGGUUGCUCUCCUCGCGCAGAAGGUGGACAACACAAACUUCGGUGAACAAAAGAAGAUGAGGAAAGAGCUUGGGGAACUUUUCACGCGCCUCCUAGCGGCUACAUUUACUACGCGGCCCCAGAGUUUCUUGCAGGAUCUAUCGCAGAUGGGUGUGCAAGACAAAGAUACAGAGUCCGCAGCAAACAUUCGUACGAAAAGAGCUACAGAUGUCGUUGCAAUUCUUGCAGAUAUCGUCCCUGACUUCUCCAUCAUCUUGCUGGACAAUGAUCGUAUCAUGAAUGUCGCCACGGCAAUAUCCACAAAUCUCGUCGGACCCGCGGUUCGCGCGAAGUCAUUUCCCUCGAACAUUUCCAGCACGAUGUUGAAUCUAACUCACCGACUUUCGAGAGUCGCCACUUCUUCGAAAGCCCUCAAAAAAGAUAUAACAGAUGCAUUCAACGACGCCCGAUUUUUUUCUUUCUCUGAAACUGUGAUGAAGAAUCACUGGCUUGAAAUUCUCAGACAGUGGUCAUUCACCGAUAAAGAACGGAUGCCUGAGCUGCUUUCUCGUAUCUCAGCUCCUGCAACUGCUGGUAUCAUGUUUGGCGUUGGAGCUGCUUCAGCUCGUCUCGAGGCUGAUCGCAAGACUCAGUUCAAUCUUCGUCGCAUCGCACUCCUCAUACUCUCGAGUGUAGAUGACAACUUUGUCCCCAUUCUACCAAUUCUACAAGAUCGGAUUGUAGAUUUACUUGCAGCGACGCCAUCAUCUUCUCCAUCAUCUGCUACUCGUGCUGAAAUCUUCAUGGUUCUCCGCGCUCUCGUCCUUAAGACUUCCGCUAUCUCCUUAGCUUCUCUCUGGCCUGUGAUAAAUUCCGAGCUGACAGCCUCCAUAUCUGCCGUUGUCCCAGAUGACGAAAGUCAUGAUAGAUACAACAAUCACUCUAUCCUCAUGGCCUGCAAACUCCUUGACACUCUAGUUAUACUGGAUCCCGAGGACUUCCAGCUUCACGAAUGGUUGUAUAUUACUGACACCAUUGACGGCCGCUACGGUCCCGCAGACUCUGCUCCGACCGCUCUUGUUGAAGCCGUUGCGGAUACUCUUGCUGAUACAACAUCCUACGCACCACUCUCAGAAUCUCAUGAUGAUGACUUGGACAAAGAACCAAUUCUAGGUCAGUCUAAGCUCGAGGCGAUCCUGAACAGCGUCAAAGCCGAUGCGAAGAUGAAUGGACUUGCGGGAACUGAAACAGAUGUGACUACACUCUCUAGGGAGGAAUUCACAGCGAGGGUGCUGAGACCAUUCUUUGGUGAAUUGAGUCUAUGGGCUUUUGAUCAGAGAUAUGCGAUGAGAUCGAGCGAGAAAGAAAGGAUGGUGGAUGGAUUGAUUGCGGAUUUGUGUGGCGGUGGCAUCGUUGGGGGUGAAUAG
Molecule: messenger RNA, 5649 nt
Organism: Pseudovirgaria hyperparasitica
Lineage: Eukaryota; Fungi; Ascomycota; Dothideomycetes; Acrospermales; Acrospermaceae
Product: cellular morphogenesis regulator dopa
Exons: 5
Coding region: 1-5649 (1882 amino acids)
Biological process (GO): Golgi to endosome transport
Cellular component (GO): trans-Golgi network; endosome
Source: RefSeq, a predicted model, not a curated record